AUGACUGAGGAAGAACCAGAAGUUAAGUAACGCUCCAAGCUCAAAAUGUACGCAGAGAGCUAUUUGAUUGCAGGUUCAUUGCCAUCAUUAAUUUUCCCCAUAGCUGGAUUAGUUACUUCAUUCUUGCAAUUAACAGCAGCAGAUGAUUAUGAGACUUGUAGAUUAGGUAGGAUCUUUGGUAGUGAUCCAAAAUAUGAAGACCAUCUAAAGCAUGUCAUGAGAAGUUAUUCUUGUUGGUAUUAUGGUUAUGCUCUAGUUUACUUUAUCAUUGUCUUCAGACCUUUCAAACUACUCUAUAAGUUGAGUGGUCUUAUAAUGUUACUUUGUAUGCUAACAGGUUAUGCAAUUUGCUUCAUGAAUAUUGCCUUUAUUGCUGAAUCUCACUGUGGUACUGAAACUACCUAUGGAAGAGUAGGCCAGGCAAAUACAAUCAUAUUCCUAGUUGUUGGCACUUUUGUCAUGCUAACCACACAUAUCAUAAUAUGGCUGCCAGCUUGUGCAGAGUGUUGUAAGAAAAGAGAGAUUAAUUAGGUCAUGAAUGAGGAAGAAUCUCUUAACAAAAACUAGCCUACUGCUGAUGACUCAUCGAAAUAACGUCUUAAUCAGGAAGCAGAUGACUAGUCUGAUCAGACCAAAGAGGGUAAUUAUAGAAGAGCUGGUGGAGAGAUUGAUGAAGAAGCUGAAUUAGAAGGUGGUGGACCUCCAGCUAGAGGAGGUAAUGAUCCAGAAGAUGAAGAAGGUGGUGGAGGUGCUGCAGAUGCAACCUCUAAAGAUCUAAUGAAAGGAGGGGGAGAUCCCGAUAUGUAUUGA
Molecule: messenger RNA, 810 nt
Organism: Stylonychia lemnae
Lineage: Eukaryota; Ciliophora; Spirotrichea; Sporadotrichida; Oxytrichidae
Source: the annotation of a GenBank genome assembly